This is a messenger RNA of Bipolaris maydis ATCC 48331, 1423 nucleotides long. RefSeq names its product CobW/HypB/UreG, nucleotide-binding domain-containing protein. The record is from RefSeq and is a predicted model, not a curated record. NCBI's taxonomy places the organism in Eukaryota, Fungi, Ascomycota, Dothideomycetes, Pleosporales, Pleosporaceae. Gene Ontology annotation, cellular component: cytoplasm.
GACACGUGCGGCGGGGGAGCUUUCGAAUCACAUUUCAUCAUCUCUCAGCUUUUCCUUUUUUGUUUCUUAGGCACGAAACGGGCUUGGGUCUAGAGCGUCAUUUGUUUAGUCGGUUAAACUUGUUUCCUUUCUCCACGUACGUACUACUAACUACAACGUAACCGCUGGCUCGAGCUUUUUUUUUCUUGAGGGGCUUUGACGUGAUGAUACCGAUUACUAUCAUCACAGGGUUUCUAGGCUCGGGAAAGACGACCCUCAUCUUAAACCUUAUCCCCCAGCUGCCCCCGUCGUACAAGCUCGCGCUCCUCAAGAACGAGUAUGGCGAUGUCAAGGUAGACACCGCGCUCGCGUCUUCGGCGGCCAUUUCUGGUGUGCAAGAGCUGCUCAACGGCUGUAUAUGCUGCAACCUCGUAGGCCAAUUAUCCGACGCGCUCGAAACGCUCGCCCGCGAUGUAAAACCUGAUCGCAUUGUAAUCGAGACUUCUGGGUCUGCCUUCCCGGCCACGCUGGCCAUGGAGGUCAACCGGCUGAGUCGCGAGACGGGCAAAUAUGUACUCGACGGCGUAAUGAGUGUCAUUGAUGUAGAGAACUGGAAGGGAUACGAAGACACGAGUAUUACGGCGAAAAUGCAGGCGCGGUACACCGAUCUCAUUGUGCUGAACAAGCAUGAGUUGGUCAGCGAGAGGCGGCUGGAAGAUGUGGAAGACGCCAUUCUGGCGCUCGAGGUGGAGCCACAGAUUCCUAGGACUAAGAGUCGCAAGGGCUGGGUGGACAAGGAUAUCGUGUUUGGGUUGGAUGCGCGGCUUGCGGGCGUUACGGAGGAAACAAAGGACGGGGCGCAUACGCAUGAGCACGACCAUGGACAUUCGAGUGAGGUAGAGGUCUUGACAGUGACACUCAAGAGCGAGGACAAGGCGAGGAGCGUGGAUACAUCGAAGUUGGCAAAGUUCCUGCAAGACCCAACAAAGGAUGAAGUAUACCGGAUAAAGGGAAUACUUUAUGCUUCUACACCGCCCAAAUCUUCAGACACUAUACCCCCAUCAACUCAGCAAGUACCAGAAGGGAGAGUGAGAUAUAUUCUGAACUGGGCAUUUGGCCGUUGGACAUUUACACCCGUAGCCUUGCCUGCAGGCGAGGAAUUGAAAGAGGAGCCAGUGCUGAGGCUUACUGUAAUUACGGCGAAGUACGAGUCUACAAAGUGGAAGAAGGAGAUUGAGUCAAGCGGACUAGUGGCGUUGGAAGGUGACACGCCAGGGACAUUGACAGUGGAGAAGAUAGCAUAGAUGGCGCCGUCAAUGUGUGGAUACCCCCCCAGGUCAAGAAUCAGACGAUUUAGAUUUGCCAAAAUGGAUAUACUUCAGUUCAUUUGGGCCUGAUACUCUCACAAUUCUUUCACAACUGAGCAUUAUGGGUCCAGAGUUCG